AUGGCCUCUGCUGUGCCUGACAAGGAGGAGGCUGCCCAGAGCUCUGCAGAGGUGAAGGAGGAGCAGGAGGCUGCAGYGCAGGAGAUGGCCAGGCUGAGCCUGCUGAGCUGUGCCCAGGUUUGUGCCUGCUCCAAGGACAGCCAGCCCUGCCCGGGCUCUGUCAGCACCACUGCCGAGAGGGGAGCACAGAGUGUCACCACGGCCACCCUGCAGCCCCACGUUGCUGCCAAGGGUUGGGAUAGACUGGGGGAGAAGCUGCCACUCCUUCAGAAGCCUGAGGAGCAGAUGCCCUCAGACUCGAGGGAGCUGCUCUCAUGUGCAGUGGCUGAUGUGAGGGRUGAUGGGGACAGCAAAGGGAUGGAGGUGACAGAUGCUGCCMUSCAGAGCAGCGUGGGGGCUGCCAGAYCUGCAGGGAGCAGCAGUGCUGGGGUGGCCCUGGAGCCUGGACAGGAACAGGACAUGGACUCUCUGGCCCUGCUGGUGGCCCACAGGCUCUCCCAGCAGCUGCGCUUCACCUGCUACGGGCUGGCGGCCGCGUUCCUCAGCAUCCCCCGCAGCCUGCAGCUCCGCGUGGGCCGCGCUCUCAGCGCCAUCACCGAGCUCCACSUCACCUUCUCCAGGGCAGCCUCCAUCCAGGAUCUGCCCAGCAGUGUGCUGAGCCACAGCCACAGGGAGCUGGAUGUGGUGCAGGAGAACAUGGACGAGCUGCUGGAGUUCCUGAAGGACCGCGAUCCUCUGUCCCGGCCCAGGGAACCCUCUGACACCAGCGAUGAGGAGGAGGAGGAGGCAGGGGCUGGGCAUCAGGAACCUUCCAGCACCCCCGGGGAAGGGAUGAAACAAUAA
Messenger RNA from Malurus melanocephalus (red-backed fairy wren), 843 nucleotides. RefSeq names its product perilipin-3-like. The transcript is spliced from 5 exons. The coding region runs from base 1 to 843 and encodes 280 amino acids. Gene Ontology annotation, biological process: positive regulation of triglyceride storage; lipid storage. Lineage: Eukaryota; Metazoa; Chordata; Aves; Passeriformes; Maluridae. Gene Ontology annotation, cellular component: lipid droplet; cytosol. The record is from RefSeq and is a predicted model, not a curated record.